Molecule: messenger RNA, 3116 nt
Organism: Aedes aegypti (yellow fever mosquito)
Lineage: Eukaryota; Metazoa; Arthropoda; Insecta; Diptera; Culicidae
Product: polycystic kidney disease protein 1-like 3
Exons: 7
Coding region: 751-2928 (725 amino acids)
Source: RefSeq, a predicted model, not a curated record
AUUCAGUGUUUACUAUAAAAUCGAACGAAAACGAACGAAUCUCGACGUCGCGGGGAAAAUCGACCAGUUCAUCAAUCUGCGCGUCAUAACAAUAUAUAGCAACGGACGGUGGCACUAGAUCGAACGAAUAAAUAUAACGAAUCUUGUGUCUAAAUGCCACCAGCGACCAGAAGUGGGGAUUUUUUUUUUCGGUGAACAGUGUGUUAGGGAAAGUGCUAUGAACCCGAACGAAGCAAAGGUUGACUGCGACCAAUUAUCGCAGACAUUACAUCAGGAAACGACAUCCCGCAGCAGUGUUCAAUUGUGAUUACACGAGCUUCAUUCACUUUCGAAAUUACAUGUGCUGAAGUCAGUGCCAAGAGUGAAGGGACAUGUAGGGCUUGUAUGUUCUACGGAAGAAUCAACCAUAUGUUGUGACGACGCAGACGACGACAACGUGCCACGGUUGACCUAUUUAUGACAGCCGAGGGAACCUUGAAGAGACAAAUCCGUGUGCAUCUUGUCGUCUCACACGGAUUUUUAGUGCGGCAUUAUUGUAACCCAUUCCGAAGAGCUUUCUUUCUGUCUGCACGGUGCUUCAUAAUAACGCUCUGUAGCUGAAGUGAUUUUCGAUUCCACAAAGACGGUGGUGACAUAGAGUGAAACUGACGGAUGUCUAGAUGAUUGUGGAACAUGCCUGUUUUGCGAGGAAGAAAUGCUCGACAUUGAAUUUGAAGUUUAUUAAAGUGAUUGUUCUACAUUGUUGGAGUCAUGACUAGCAGUUCGACUUCGGUUCCACCGGAGAUUACGGCCGAGUGGACAGUGCAUGCGCAGCUAACCUUGUCACACCAGGGGAGCAGUGCCACCAGUGACCAGAAGAAACCCGAAGGCGAAUCUAAUCCAGUGGCCAAUAGUAAUUCCGUUGGUGCAGGUGCAAGUGAUUCACCCAAAUCCAGCCCAAAGCUGCCACAACCUGUGAAGGUGAUCUAUAAAUUUAGUGCUCCCCAUGGAACGGAUGGAGUCGGCGGUAAUUAUUCUCCGGCGGCAGGUGACGGUGGGGGUGUGACAUUCAAACAGGAUGGUUCGACUAUUUUUACCGCCACGGCUGCUGACCAGACGAAAACGGCGACUUCGGCCAGUACAGCAGCAAAGUCGUCUGCACAGAGUCCAAGCGACGAGACCUCCAAAACAGUCCCAGGCGGACAAGAUGCACCAAAAUCCUUAAAUCUGCUAGCCCCGCCACAAACUCUGACUGCCUUCGCAACGUCGCCACUAUUCCCGAAAUGCACCAGUACCUGUAGUAUAGUGUUAACGGCGGAUCUCCUGCCAACCGGUGUUGGAGGAAUCCACGAGCCCACCAUUAGCGUGAACAAGUAUGCCACCACCAACAAUGUGUUCAACACGACGACGGCCGACAAGUACACCUGCUUUCCGGAAAAGUCGCUUGACGGAUCGAAGAUCUACGAAGCCAAAGACGUCAGCUGCCAGACGAGUGACAUUGAGCUGUCCAAAGACAAAACCGUUCAAACCAGUGGCGAUGAUCUGCGGAGUGUGUCGCGGAAGGCUGCCGAAGCACUACUGUCGCCGGUUACGACUCGCCGAGAAGAAAAAUACGGCUCUUUACCUCGCAAGUCCCCCCUUUCUCCGGCGAACAUUCUCUCCCCGAGCAAUACACUCCAAUCGCAGCGUUCGAGCGUCAAGGACAGCAAGAAGAAGCCCCGAACGGUACACAUCGAUGUGUACUGCACGGGAUCGGAUGCCGAGUCUUCUUCGUCGUCAGAUGAGUCGUCGGUCCGAUCCGCAUCACCAUCGUCGGCAUCGGGAAGUCGUUUCGACACCAGCCAUGUAGCGGAGCUGAAGGCCAACUCCAAUGUGUCUCAUCCGACUGUGUUCGAGUCGGAGGAGAUGAAACUGCGGCACAAAAGAGCCGGAAAGCAUGAGGUUCCGCGACGGAUGAUUCAGCAGACCGCUGUUGAUCAGAAUACCUUAUCCACCGUAGGGAGUUUGAAGAAAACCGAUUCGCAGGGUAGAAAAAGUGUGAAGCGGAGCAAUACGAAGGAUGAAAUCAGCGAAUCCAAGCAAAUGCUGUUCAACAAGAUCCUCGGUGAACCGAAAGAAGCGGUGACCUAUGCCAAUCUGGAGUACCUGGAGCGCGAUCCGAGUGAUGAUAACAUAAGCUCGAACUAUCCGUUUUCGGUUCAUUCGGCGAAACGAGAUGUCACGGGAAGCAGUUUAUCGAGUGCUCUCGCUUCAGCCGGCCUGGACGAAGUGGGCGAUCUGGAAGAAUCGGCGAAUCUGAAUCGAAGCCGUACGAAUGUCACGCAUUCGGACAGUUUUGAAUACGCCAACAGUGAAGAUCGCUACCGAAUCCACCAGAUGGAGCGAGUGUGGGGUGAUCAGACGUGGAAGUCUCCUUCGGUGGAACGAAAACUGCUGGAGAUACACAACCCGAAGUAUCGUCGCCAUAGCGAGUCGGACAACAAUUUGUCCGAGUCCGAUCACAGCUUCGUGUUCGAUAGUCCAUCCCGUCCGAACGAAUCGGUUCACUCGCAAAACGAAUACAGCGAUUCUAGUCCUUCUACGGUGAAGAGCAACUCGAACCGGGCACAGUCGAACGUAGACGCGUCCAAACGAAUGCUUCAGCAAGCUUUGCUGACUGCGAACGGCUCGUCGACGUUUCCUCCAAGGACGUUGUCCCCGAUAGAAGGCUACACCAGCGAAUAUUUCGCCUUGGCUAGACGAUUCGGUAGCUUGAUCAGCGGUAAACGGAAACCGGGCGUCCACAUGGGACCGGUUCGGAAUCCGGAAUGUCAGUGCGAACACUGCCUUCGAUGGAUGCGGCAGAGGGAUGGUAGCCUUCGGGAGCGAGCCAUGUCCGUCGAUGAUACGCCGUCCAACAUUGUGGACAUGCGAAAGAAACUUCACCUGCGAAACCAAAUGAAAUUGUAGGAAAUGGAAGAGUGCUUUUCGGUCGCCUUGUAAAUAUUGCUUUUAGAAAUGCAUUUGCUUUUUUCAUUGUUUAAGUUUCUCAUCUCGAUUUCAAUUGCCAUUAUGCAGCAUUUAGUUGUAAGAAUACAUAAGGUAAACGGAAUGAAUUGUACAGUCAGUUGCGCAGAUGAAUACAGAAGUAGAUUUCA